Messenger RNA from Drosophila nasuta, 4456 nucleotides. It is a transcript of the gene TppII, whose product is annotated as Tripeptidyl-peptidase II. Lineage: Eukaryota; Metazoa; Arthropoda; Insecta; Diptera; Drosophilidae. The record is from RefSeq and is a predicted model, not a curated record. Gene Ontology annotation, molecular function: tripeptidyl-peptidase activity; serine-type endopeptidase activity. Gene Ontology annotation, biological process: proteolysis. Gene Ontology annotation, cellular component: cytosol.
CGAUUCACAAAUAUAUAUACGUAUGCAACUGAGAAGAAUUACCGCAAAAUCAUCAUUCUAUUAAAGGUGCAACGAGAACAGAACGAAGAACUCAAUCAACAUACCGAUCACUUGAGAAUAAGGAAAUAAUUCUAGGAGCACGUAUUGACCAAUUACCAACAACACCGAGUGCAACGCAUAGUGCAGACAACAAAAGCGGCGAUAAAUUUGAAGAAAUUAUGGCGAGCGAUUUGAGCGGCAUUGUCGAGUCAUCGUUUCCCACGGGUGCCCUGGUACCUAAGGCUGAGACUGGUGUGCUAAAUUUCUUGCAAAAAUACCCGGAAUACGAUGGUCGAGAUGUGACCAUCGCCAUUUUUGAUUCCGGUGUCGAUCCGCGAGCAACGGGACUUGAGACGCUUUGCGAUGGAAAAACCUUAAAGGUUAUUGAACGUUUCGACUGCUCGGGUUGUGGUGAUGUGGACAUGAGCAAGAAGGUUACCCCCGACGAGAAGGGAAACAUUAAAGGCUUGUCUGGCCGCACACUGAAGCUAAGCCCCGAGCUUAUUGGACUGAAUACAGAUCAAGAUGGUGCCGUUCGUGUGGGCAUUAAAUCCUUCCAUGACCUGGUACCUUCCAAGAUUCGCGACAAUAUUGUCGCCCAGGCCAAGCUCAAGAGCUGGGACAAGCCGCACAAAACGGCCACAGCUAAUGCCAGUCGUAAGAUCGUAGAGUUUGAGGCCCAGAAUCCAGGUGAAGCUUCUAAGCUGCUGUGGGACAAGAAGAUUAUCAAGGAGAACCUGGACUUCGAGCUUGAGAUGCUCAACAGCUACGAGAAGCUGUACAAUGAUAUCAAGACAUCGUACGAUUGCGUGCUCUUCCCGACUGAAAAGGGUUGGCUGACCAUUAUUGAUACCACAGAGCAGGGUCAGUUGGAGGAGGCAUUGCGCAUUGGCGAAUUUACCAACACACACGAAACAAAGAAUGUCAAUGAUUUCCUCUCCAUUUCGGUGAAUGUGCAUGACGAUGGCAACGUUCUGGAAGUGGUGGGCAUGUGCUCUCCUCAUGGCACGCAUGUGGCAUCGAUUGCCAGUGGCAAUCACAGCUCUCGCGACAUUGAUGGUGUUGCACCCAAUGCCAAGAUUGUGUCCAUAACCAUUGGCGACGGUCGCUUGGGCUCCAUGGAGACAGGUUCCGCGCUGGUACGCGGCAUCAUGAAGGUGAUGGAGCUGUGCCGCGAAGGACGACGUAUCGAUGUAAUCAAUAUGAGCUACGGCGAGCAUUCAAACUGGUCGAAUUCGGGUCGUGUUGGCGAAUUGAUGAACGAGAUGGUCAACAAGUAUGGCGUCGUCUGGGUUGCUUCAGCUGGCAACCAUGGCCCCGCUCUCAGCACUGUGGGCACUCCCCCGGACAUCAGUCAGCCAAGUUUGAUAGGUGUGGGAGCGUACGUUUCCCCCCAGAUGAUGGAGGCCGAAUAUGCAAUGCGUGAAAAGUUGCCUGGCAACGUUUACACCUGGACAUCGCGCGAUCCCUGCAUUGAUGGUGGACAGGGCGUGACUGUGUGCGCUCCUGGAGGUGCCAUCACUUCGGUGCCUCAGUUUACAAUGAGCAAAUCGCAGCUGAUGAAUGGCACCAGCAUGGCUGCGCCACAUGUCGCAGGAGCCGUGGCAUUGCUCAUCUCUGGCCUCAAGCAGCAGAACAUUGAGUAUUCGCCAUAUAGUAUUAAACGCGCCAUCAGCGUUACGGCCACCAAGCUGGGCUAUGUGGAUCCCUAUGCCCAGGGUCAUGGACUUCUGAAUGUGGAGAAGGCUUUUGAACAUUUGGUGGAACAUCGCCAGUCCAAGGAUAAUAUGCUGCGCUUUUCGGUGCGUGUGGGUCCCAACCAUGAGAAGGGUAUUCAUCUGCGUGAAGGCGUCCAGCGCAAGUUUGCUGACUUUAAUGUCAACAUUGAGCCCGUGUUCUUCAAUGAUAAGGAAGCUGAUCCGAAGGACAAGUUCAACUUUAAUGUGCGUCUUAGCCUUAUUCCCUCGCAGUCGUGGGUGCAAUGUGGCUCCUUCCUGGACCUCAGCUAUGGCACACGCUCAAUUGUAGUGAGAAUCGAUCCAACCAGCCUGCAACCUGGUGUCCAUAGUGCUGUUGUCAAAGCCUACGACACGGAGUGCGUACAAAAGGGACCGCUCUUUGAAAUACCCGUCACUGUGGUGCAGCCGCAUGUGCUGGAGAAUAUUGAGAAUACGCCGGUCUAUGAACCAGCUAGCAAUAGAGCCGACAAGAGCGUCGAGUUCCAACCAAACACCAUUCAAAGGGACUUUAUUCUAGUCCCAUACAAGGCCACUUGGGCAGUGCUGCGCAUGCGCAUUACGGAUCCUAAUCGGGGCAACGAUAUUGGCAAGUUCUUUUUGCACACAAAUCAACUGCUGCCGCAUAAAUCUUGCCGUAAACUGGAAACCAUGAAGAUUAUUGGUGUCAACUCUGAAUUUGAAGCCACAACCACAUUCCCCGUUAAGGCUAACAAGAUUCUUGAGCUGUGCAUUGCUAAGUAUUGGUCAAAUCAUGGUCAGAGCCACUUGAAGUACAGCCUGGAGUUCCAUGGCGUGGCCGCACACAAUCCGAAUGCCUAUGUCAUGCAUGCUGGACGUGGCAUUCAUCAACUGGAAAUUGGUGCCUUGGUUGCUGAGGAAAUUCAACCUUUGCUGCAGCUCAAAACUGCUGCAAUUAUUUUGCGACCCAGCGAGGCUAAGAUUUCGCCAUUGAGCGCCACACGCGAUGUCAUCCCAGAGGGCAGGCAAAUCUAUCAGAAUCUGCUGGUCUACAAUCUGAACGUGAGCAAGGCAGCUGAAGUGGCGCUCUAUGCGCCCAUAUUUAACGAUUUGCUGUACGAGUCGGAGUUCGAAUCUCAAAUGUGGAUGCUGUUCGAUGUGAACAAGUCGCUCGUGGCCACUGGUGAUGCCCAUUCGCAUACCUUCUUCACCAAGUUAGAGAAGGGUGAAUACACUGUGCGCCUGCAAAUCCGUCACGAGAAGCGAGAGCUUCUGGAGAAGAUUGCCGAGGCGAAUCUAAUUGCCGCCUACAAACUGCCCAAUAUGCUGUCGUUGGACUUCUACGAUAGCUACAAUCAAUGUAUUAUCAGUGGCCGUAAAUUUACGACGGCUAAAAUACGUGAAGCUAACAAAAUGCUUUACAUCGCACCCAUUGCUCAGGAACGCCUGACAAAGGCCAAUCUGCCGGCGCAGUGCGCCUGGUUGAGUGGCAAUCUGGUGUUCCCCAAGGAUGAAGCCGGUCGUCGCAUUGCUGUGCAUCAGUUCACAUACGUGCUCAAUCCAGCCGAGAAGAAAUCCACAUCCAAUGGCGCCUCAAAUGGUGCCAGCUCCAAUAGCGCAACUCCAGCAGCGGCUGCCGCUGUUGCUGCCAACGGAGCCAAGCCGAAGUUGCAGGCUACAUCUCAGGCGGCGACGAACCCUGCAAACUCUGCAGCCGGCGAUGGAGUCAGUGUGCAGAACGAUGUGCCUGCCAAUGCCGGAGCAACACCCAGCUCACCACAAAAGGGAAAGACAAGCGCUGAUGAUUACGCCGAAAGUUUGCGCGACUUCCAGUGCACGCACAUUGCCAAGUGCGAGCUUGAGAAGGCGGAGAAAAUCUAUCAGGAGGUCGUUGCCGCUCAUCCCAAGCAUUUGCAAGCACAUUUGCAGCUCAUUCAGAACAUUGAAUCGAGCGAACUAAAGUCACAACUGCCAUUAACUUUCGCCGCUACCAUUCAGAAGAAAUACACAGAAGGCGACGACGCUAGCGUUGAUAAGCAGCGGGAUGAGCUGCAGAAGCAGCGUGCCGCCUUGGAACGUAUUGUAAAACUGGCAGAUCUAGUUAUUGGUCAAACCGAUGAGGAUGCGCUAUUGUCCUUCUAUGGACUUAAGAACGACACACGCCCAGAUGCCUCAAAGAUCAAAACUAACAUGGAUAAGCAGAGAAACAAUUUAAUUGAAGCUCUCAGCAAGAAGGGCAUUGCAGUCGCUAAGUUGUCGGUUCUCGACGAUAAUGUGAAGGAUAGUGUGAGCAAGUUGAACGAUGUCUACACCGAGAUCAUCAAGUUUGUGGAUGCCAACGAUAGCAAGGCUAUCCAGUUCUCAAUUUGGCAUGCAUAUGCACAUAGUCACUAUGGACGCAUGUACAAAUACGUUUCGAAGUUGAUUGAGGAUAAGCGCACACGGGAGAACUUUGAGGAGUUGGCGGCCAUUAAUAAUGCCUUGGGCUUUGAGCAUACCAAGAUUGUCAUUGAUCGUAUGACCGUUUCCAAUUUUCCCAGUACCUUCCGUCUUUUUUAAAUAUUAUUCAAUAAUUUCGAACAAAUUUCACAUUUAUCUCUGCUUAUCACUGCUUGUGUGUUGCAAGCUCAAAUAAUUUACUCUAAAUUAUGUAUAUGAAUUCAAUAAUAUGCUUCCAAUUGAAGAUCGCGCAGAUGUUUUCAUUAAAUAAACAAACAAUA